AUGGUAUUGGCUGUUAUGCCCCUGUUAUCCGCAGAUAACUCGACAGAGUCGUUUUUAGGCUGGUCCGAUAACAAUGACACUGUCAUCAACACAACCCCUCUCUGGGCGCUCUCUGACCCUUUCCGGCAAAAUGAGACUGAUUCGUCUAGAAUUUAUUCCUGGACAACAGAAAACGGUACAAAUGCGACUGACAGCAUAUCUCAGGUGAAUGACACAGACAGUAUGACUGACGGGAACACUGGAGCCCAGGAACACUUCUUAACACCUCCCAUUCCAAAACUGGACUAUGAAUUCAAUCUGGCCGCCACUAACAGGUUUCUUGCCACAGAUAUUACGAAGUAUAUCUGUGGGUCUGGACGGCUCUGCAAUCAAACCCAAACACCAGAUAGUGGUCAUUGUAUUGCUGAAUGCAUGCCUUGUCAAUGUGACGAAAUGUGCCACUUCUACGGAGACUGCUGUCCAGAUCUAUUAUUUAGCGACUCUCCUCACUUCCCGUCAACUCCUUUCUCUUACGUAUCCUGUUCGAAGGAAUAUUGGACAAUUUGGGGGAACUUAUCAGAUCUAUUUAUGGUGAGUUCGUGUCCAGCUGUCACUGAUCCCAUCAUAGCAGAUAAAUGCGAGCGACACGAUAAAAACGAUCAAGACCAAGCCACGCCCGUGUCGGUUUUGAACUCCCAGAUCACCUAUAGGAACAAAUUCUGUGCUCAGUGUCACGAUGUGCCUGAUGCCCAGGCUUGGAGACAUCAUGUCGCCUGUAGGACGAAUAAUGCACUUAACACUGCCAAGUCAAAGGCUGAUUUGUGGCGUCGUGUGUUGGCGGAUGAAUGGUGUGAAGUAGAGUCUUAUCCACCUGAUGGGGUAACUCCUAGGGAAUGUUACCACUCUAAAGUGAACACAUGUAAGGAAAACUCCGAUCCAGUGAUAGAAAACCUAUGCUUGUCUUUUAAAAACACAUUGCAUUAUUACGGUGAAGAUGCAAGUUACACCUCGUAUAGAAAUAUAUUUUGUGCUGCUUGCAACGGAGAAAGGCUGAGCAAAUCCAUGGGUUGUACCAGAGUGCUCAGUCCUUUUAUACCACUGCCUCUGAACGUGUUAUUGGAUUUCAACCCAAAGUCCGGACAGCCUCAAACAGCUGGGAAGGAAAUACGGAUGUGUGACAGGGACAAGGUGUUUGAUCCCUUCUCGGACAAGUGUCGUAAUAUUACCUGUUCUGAUGGAAGUAGCUUGAAAGAUGGAAUCUGCAAAGAGAUUGUCGAACGUGGGGAUUUUAUUGGAUAUCUGUUUGACGUCACUCUUUCACCAGUCAACUCUUCCGCUCGCAUUCCCCAGAUAUCACUCUUCAUGAGACAGUACUUAACCACAAUUCAAGAACAGCUUAUGGAUUUCCCCGGAAGUCUCGUCACACUUUUAACAGUUUCCUUCUACAUUGGUAAAGAUGAGAAAUAUGAGAUGACUGAGCUAGGAGAGCUCGUUACUGUCAGCGGAGAAAUCUUUACACACGGUCAGGCAAAUUCCACAGAACUAGAAAAGACUUUGUCCAAUGUUUUGUCUCAGGAUUUCUCUUUUAACGUCUCUAGAGAACUCAUCCCAUUACUAAGCAGACCAUACUUUUGUCCACGACCGUUUGAACGUCCAACGGGUAUGAAACUUCAAACCAACAUUUCUGAAGAUUUCUCAAUGUCAAUUGAGAAAUUUCCCAAAUGUCAUCGUUCUGAAUGCUUCGUGAAUGUGACGUAUCAAACCAUACCACUAAAUUGUCCGUUUGUCGAAUACUCUGAUCGUUUCGAGGAAAACUUUACAUUCGACCCACUGACGUACACUUUGGAAUUCGAAAAUUAUUCCUUUUCGCUAAACCUAAACGAAUUCCGUUGCUGUGGAAGAGUCCUAAGGAUCUGUGUGGACACCAUCGCCAACAUCACUCAAGUUAUAUUUGGGGACAAAACAGAUCCAGUAAGGGAUGCUCAAGAUAUGGCUCUCUCCAUCGUGUCCCUGAUCUGCAUCAGUUCAUCUCUUGUCGGCCUAUUGUUGACUUUCCUCACCUACUGCGCAAUACCAAAACUUCGCACGUUGCCUGGAAAAAACAGCAUGGCGCUUGUAUUCCAUCUGUUUUGCUCUCAUCUUCUCUUCCUGACGACAUCUAAUCGGACGACAAACGUCGUAUUGUGUCAGGUGUUUGGAGUACUUCUUCACUAUUUCUGGAUAGCCUCAUUUACUUGGAUGUUGGUCUCUGCAUACCAUAUGUACAACGUCUUCACAAGUGUUCGAGCUUACGUCGGCGAUAGUAAAAGAGACUUGAAAAGGCUGAUGAUGUACACACUAUGUAGCAUUUUCGUUCCCAUGAUAACCAUUACAUCUUGUCUAGUAACACACACGGUUCAAAGCCAAGGAAGAGACCUCGGAUACGGCGGGACCAUUUGCUUUCUGCAUAGUCCCUUGGCAAUUGGCGUUUUCUUUAUCGGGCCACUAGGUCUUAUUCUUGUCCUGAACGCUAUAUUUUUCACGAAGACAAUCCUUGUGAUACGAUCAGUGCCUGACAUGACGGAAGCCUCCAACAAAUCGAAAAAGCAACAUGUUUUUGUCUACAUCAAGUUGUCCCUGCUUUUCGGCUUUACUUGGAUAUUCGGGAUUCUGGCUGCCAUUUUACAGUCUACUGUACUAGAGUACGUUUUUACCGUUUUGACAGGGAGUCAAGGCGUUAUGAUCUUUUUGGCCUAUUGUGUGAAUGAGCGUACCUGGACAGAACUAAAAUCCAGAGUAUCUGGUGAUAAGGCAUUCCCGUCCUCCAUGACCUCAAGAGCCAGAUACACAACUUCUACAGACACCACUCUAUAA
Messenger RNA from Liolophura sinensis, 2832 nucleotides. RefSeq lists its product as uncharacterized. Gene Ontology annotation, cellular component: membrane. The coding region runs from base 1 to 2832 and encodes 943 amino acids. The transcript has 2 exons. The record is from RefSeq and is a predicted model, not a curated record. NCBI's taxonomy places the organism in Eukaryota, Metazoa, Mollusca, Polyplacophora, Chitonida, Chitonidae. Gene Ontology annotation, biological process: cell surface receptor signaling pathway; G protein-coupled receptor signaling pathway. Gene Ontology annotation, molecular function: G protein-coupled receptor activity.